Molecule: messenger RNA, 819 nt
Organism: Akanthomyces muscarius
Lineage: Eukaryota; Fungi; Ascomycota; Sordariomycetes; Hypocreales; Cordycipitaceae
Exons: 2
Coding region: 1-819 (272 amino acids)
Source: RefSeq, a predicted model, not a curated record
AUGACGGCUGCUUUCCACCGCUUCCCGGACCUCCCUGCAGAGCUGCGCAACGCGGUUUGGCGCGCCGCACUGCCCGACGACGUUGGGCCGUCCCUCUUCUUCUACCGAAACAGGGGCUGCUGGCGGGUGCGCAGGUUGAACGAGUCGGACCCCGAGUUCAUACCCGUAGAUGGCGAACUCGAAAUGGAAUUUCGCACAGAUCUUCUCGGCUAUGAUAAUCAGUACCAAGUGCCCCUCAUUUUCGUCAAUCACGAGGCACACAGCCUCGCAGUAUCCUGGCUUGAUGAGCAUGGUAUCAAAAUCAAGAUUUUGCAGCCUAAGAAGUACGUCUUCACACGACCAUUUGAUUAUGACUCCGAUGUGCUGUACAUUGCGGACGACAAGUGGAAAGACUUUUGUUCAGAGCCCGGCGAUCGACAGCACGCAGCGGAUCUUCUAAAUCGUAACCACACUAUCCCGAACACUGUCUCCAGAUACGCCGUCUCGGAGAAGCUUUUUAUGCAGCGCGAACUUAUUGAGUGGCUGCCCGAGAUGGAGACGUGGCUGGAUAUACGUGCCAUCUUUGUCGUGGUCGGUGCCCAGCCCGACGGCGAGUCGGGGCCAUGGCGGUGGAAGUUGGAGGGUGCCGACGCAGGAACCUUUGUGUGGGAUACCGAGAAGCAAGAGUUGGAGUUUCGACGGGGUGUUGGUAUCAUCGACGAGGACGUGUACAGAAGGAUAGGAGAGGCUGCUCGCACGAAUCUAUCUGAUCAGCUACGAGUCUACAUGAAGAAUAAAGCGCCAGAGGUUUUGCCUGUUAUGGUAGCUAGAACGCAGUAA